This is a messenger RNA of Filobasidium floriforme, 4395 nucleotides long. RefSeq lists its product as uncharacterized. NCBI's taxonomy places the organism in Eukaryota, Fungi, Basidiomycota, Tremellomycetes, Filobasidiales, Filobasidiaceae. The record is from RefSeq and is a predicted model, not a curated record. The transcript has 5 exons. The coding region runs from base 69 to 4259 and encodes 1396 amino acids.
CCUCCUGCCUGAUCUACCAUACAUCUCUGGAAGUCCAACGAAUCCCUGACUAGACUUUCUGCUAGACCAUGGAAAGCCCCAGCGGGUUCUCCCCAUUCAGACGCACCGACAGUCAUCGAGGUGACGCAUCGACAACGCGCGACCUAUCCUUUUACGACCAACCCGACGACUUUUCCUCCAUGGCUAACUCUCCUCUUGCGACACCUAUCUCUGAUACCUCUACUAUCUCAAGAUCCAGAUCGAGAUCUUCCUCCACUUCUUCCUUCGAUUCCGUCGGGUCCGAUGGCGCAUCAUCUUGUUCGUCGGUCGAACAAGUGUUCUUCGGACCUGUGGGAACGAAAGAACAGACGCUUAUAGCGAAACUCAGCAAGGUCCACCUCGAGGUCGAUUCAGAACGAGCGGAAGAGAAACAUUUCGACAAGGAAAACUCUAAACGAAGGGUGACGAGACGAGAUUCGAAAGAAUUCCAUCGACGGAAGACCCUGGUCUUUUCGUCCCGAGCGAGUUUGGCGAAUUGCGAUAGUCCGCAAGCUCGAUUAUGGGGGAACGGGUUUUACGUCAAGGGCGAUGAGAAACCGCUACAACCGCAAACAAGCUCGAAAUCGUCAUCCCCUUUGGCGCCCUGGUCAUCGGCCAACACAGCCAGAUCGUCCUUCCGCCUAAACAGCCCUCGUAGUAGCUCUACGCCUACUAAAGCCCAGUCGCUCUUGAAGUCCACCACCGAUACACUUGGAACCGAUCCCCUUAUCGAGCCAACAACGCCAGCUGUCGAUUUCGACACCGAUAUCCAACCACCUGAGGAGGAUAGGGACUCGCUCUUUCCUGAACAGGCAGCUCAGGAGUCAGAACUGACUGACCAGCAGGAAGGCGCGUCAGAUCCUGCAGAUUCUGAGAAGGGCGAAGACGAAGGCGAGCUCUCUGAACUCUCGGAUGCCGAAUCUAAAGGUGGAGCAUUUGAUGAAGAGGAGGAGGUUUCGGUAGAACCUGAUAUGGGCGUCGAAGCUGAGGCUGAGAUGCCUGGUACACCGGUCGAGAUUGCAGCCGAUGAACCGGGAGCGCUAGGUGUCGAGCUGAGCACGCUCCGUCUAAACGAGCCGGAGAUAAAUGCAGAGCUUGAGAUCGAGGUCGACAGACUACAAGACGAUGUGGCCGCAGUCGCGGAACCUGCUACUCGACAAGAAGAAAUGCCGCUUCCCGAAACCGCAUCGAAGCGAACGACAAGCUCAAGGAGGAGUGCGCGGUUGUUGGAGAAGGUCGCAGCGUCUCACCGUACUGAAUUUGAAGAAGCGGCGGUUGACUCGAUAGAGGCUGAAGGGGUUGAAACGGAGGUCUCAGUGGAUACGGCAGCGAUGGAGGAACACCAAGAUACGACAUCGGAGCUGGCCACCAGGGAGGAGGAGGACCCAAUAGAAAAGGAGAACUCCGUUGUGCUGCCUAACGCUGCUUCGUCUGACGGAACGGAUCUUCCGGAUGAUCUUGUGUCUGAAAACGACGAGGAACGUGCAGAAGAUCUCGACGAGAUCAUCACUCCCGUCACCGCUGCAGAAGUGGAAAAUGAACACGCCGCUUCGAAUGCAUCAAUCAAUGCCUCAGGUGCUUCCGAUAGGUCGAAAAGACGGGAGGAGACGAUAGAAUUGCCGAACGAAGAGACUUCUGAGACGACCCUCAAAGUAGCGGCUGAUGUGACUUUGGAGGCGCCAGAAGUUGGAAGCGCUCGAAUCGACAGUUCGAAAGCUGACCCAGUCGAAGAAACCGAGAUGAAACGAACACCAUCAACUCCAGAUGGAUCGACCGAGGACCUCGAGCCUGUGGUGGAUGCGACUCCUUCGAGACAAUCAGAAGCCGGUGAAACGACGUUUGAUCCCGAAUCUCCCAUGCCCGUUUGUCGAGCGCCCAAGCCAGAGUUGAUGAUGGGCUUUUCUCCUCUGGGCAAGCGAGACAUGGAUCAGGAUAUCUUGCCGCUUGGCAGGCAGACGUCCUUGUCGCCAGUCGCUCACACGGCAGGAGUGGCGAAGUUCCACCUGGGCGCCUUCGAUCUCGCUAAGGACGAUUUAGGAUCCUCGACAUUGCGUGUUCGACAAGCACUCUCCCCCGAGCGCAGAAACGUGUUCGCAUCGCAUCAACGGCUUCCGGCGACGCCCGUCAGGACCCCGUCUAAGCAGGCCGAUGCACCUCGAUCGGGAUUCCUACAACGGUCGAUCGCCUUGCCCCCAGUCACAAAGAUGCUUGACCGUAAGCUGAUGAAGUCCAGCACCCCUCGGACCGACCGCAAAAAGCUUGCCAGCGAUGUCAUUGGGGACGGUAGCGGACGGCGCUCGAGUAAGCCUGUCGCGAGUGCCCGGGCAGUAACGACGUCAACAACCGCUCUGCCAAUACUAUCGCCGGAGAAGUCCGGCGAUACACCUGCGAAGAGUCGACGGAAAUCUCUUCGCUCAGCUGCAAACAGCUCAGCCGCGGAGGCACCGGCUGCCGUCGUCGACGAGACGCUUGGAGCACGGUCGACGGUCGCAAUGCAAGAGACGCCGUCGAGACCAAUUCAAGGUCAGCAAGUCGAAACUUCCUCGUCUGCCGUUCCCAGAGUAGUACAAUCCACCGAAAGCAAAUUGCGACAGCCUGCCAAGUCGCUCUUGAAAAAGCCAUCGGCGAGCUUCCUGCCUGUUCUCAAAUCGACGGUCGUAACCUCGCGUAGUGCUGCCAGUACUUGCGCUACUUCGGCGAUUGCUACGACCAGUCACACCCCCUCAACUACCACCUUCGAUUUCGCUCAGCCAGUUCCGAACCAAAAGAUCACCAACUAUGCUCCUGCAGCAAAGACUCGAUCCGUUAUUCCAACGAUAAUGAAGAGCCCCGUCAAGCAGCCGGAUGUCUUCACUUCGCUUGGUCCCCCAAUCAGGCCAAAUCGUGCCGGGCCUAUCGUUUCGACAUCCAGAGGACCACCGGUUCGACCGAAUAUGACCCCGGUGAGAGGUGGAGGGAUCCGAUCAUUCGGUUCUCCCGUCCGCUCCAACAUGUCCCCAACAAAGAACUCAACGUCGAGCACGCCCCAACGCGCGCAUCAUUUCAUGGCGCUGAGCACCCCGCAAGCCGUUCAUGUCGGCCUAAACUCUCCGGCCCCCGCAAGACGAAUGGAUAUUGCUCGAAGCAGGAUGCACGCCUCGACCACUGCCCAUCAGGAAAGACCGAUACUCUCCAUGACGGCAGAUCGGCCGUUGCAGCAUCAAUUCGAGACGCUACCUCGGUCUAGGCUGGCAGAGCAGACCGACUCAGAGCCACCUGUUGUCCCAGUUGAACGCGUCCCACCACCACCAUCAGUACCCUUAAUCACACCGGUUGCGGCACCAACAGCAGCGCAUGUGCCACCUGCAGCAAUAGCAGAGCUUACUGUCCCCGAGCCGCCCGUAGCCUCAGCGAGUGGGACCAGUCGACGGUCUGCGCGACCAGCGCGGACAGCGGUGAAUCUCGCUUCCUCUGCUACGUCUGAGGCUGUGAAGCCCAGUCGAGCCGCAGGAGGCAAACGCGAAAAGCCGAAGGUGGCAACUACGUCAACGUCAGGGAAGGCACCUGUCGUAGUCGAUCUCGAUUCUAUCACCAAGCUCAAUACCACACGCAACGAGGUGGUUUUCUCGGCCAUCACUACGAUCAAGCAGCGUCGCCAGGGCGAGCGACCGCGAGGCGACCCUCUUACCAUUGCCGAAAAGAUCGCUUCGCUGAGUCGUGAAGAACGGGCGCUGCGACGACAGCUUGAGAAGUCGGGCGCGACGUCGGAGGAUGAGGACCGACCGAGUGGUUCGCUCGACAGUCAUCGACGUGGGCCAGGUGAAACUGAGGACUAUACGACUCCGGCUCGACCAGGCAAAAGGGCCCGAGAGGAGUCCGAGUCGCCAACCCGUGGUCCGGCGGCCAAGAAGAGUCGCAUCAUUUCGGGUUUGCCCUCGGUAACCGGUCCAAAGGAGGAACGACGGGUCAAGUGGGACAAGGGGUUGGUCAUGAUUAGUGAUUCGAGAAAGACGCCCAGCGAAGCUUCGUCACAGAGUCAGGUCGUCAAGGGAUGCUUGAAGAAGAACAUCGUGUUGGAUCAUCUCGGCAACGUGCCAAACGCCAGCCUCGGUGCUCCCGGUCUCCAGCCUCUCCCCGUCGAGGUCUUCAAGAUUCGGUACGACGGCGAAGACUUUAGCGAUGGCGAACCGGGCGAACCGAAAUCGAUCAAACGCGCUGAAAAGAGCAAGGGAAAGAAGAAGGCAGUGGCGACGGAAAAGUAGAAUCUUACGCGAGUAGCAAUAUGUGCGAUACCCCCCAUCUGAAACCUCCGUGUGUAAAGGAAAGUCCUCUAUGUGUAACGGGAAUUACGUGCGAAACCCCCUCUAUCCAUCUUAUAAUGAACCAGCUUGUACUCUU